Messenger RNA from Notolabrus celidotus (New Zealand spotty), 1176 nucleotides. RefSeq names its product stromelysin-3-like. Gene Ontology annotation, molecular function: metalloendopeptidase activity; zinc ion binding. Gene Ontology annotation, biological process: proteolysis; collagen catabolic process; extracellular matrix organization. NCBI's taxonomy places the organism in Eukaryota, Metazoa, Chordata, Actinopteri, Labriformes, Labridae. Bases 114 to 1016 code for a protein of 300 amino acids. The transcript has 5 exons. Gene Ontology annotation, cellular component: extracellular matrix. The record is from RefSeq and is a predicted model, not a curated record.
AAAAAACGUUAGGAGAACAAAGAAAUCAGAGUCUAUUUAAAGAGCAGUCUCCUCGGAUCCUGCAGCCGUGUGACUCCCUGCCCGUGCAGCUCCUCCGGACGGACGGCGCGAGGAUGCAGACUUCUCUGCUCGUGAGCUGCUGCGUCUUUGCGCUGACAUGCCUCCACAGCACGCGCUGUGUUCCCGCGCGGGGGGCCGGCAGGUACAAGGUGGCACCGGUUUCUGAAAAGUACCCGGAGCUGAAGAAGAGGGGGAAGGUUCCUCACCCUCAGGACUUAGUGAAGGAGGCGAGUCACCCGACCAACACCUCGAACACGUGGAACCGACCUCGCUGCGGCGUGCCGGACUACCCCGCUCAGAGGGAGGUGCACUACCGAGGACGACACCGACAGAGACGCUUCGUCCUGUACGGAGGACGUCUGGAGAAGACGGACCUCACCUACAGGAUCGUCCGGUUCCCCUGGCAGAUGGGCGAGGAGAAAGUUCGCAGGGUGUUUCGGGAAGCGCUGAAGAUCUGGAGUGACGUCACGCCGCUCACCUUCACGGAGAUCCACAGCGGGAAGGCCGACAUCCGCAUCGACUUCACCAGGUACUGGCAUGGAGACAACCUUCCCUUCGACGGCCCGGGUGGGAUCCUCGCUCACGCCUUCUUCCCCAAAACGCACCGUGAGGGCGACAUCCACUUCGACUACGACGAGUCCUGGACCCUUGGGAACCACAUGGGUACGGACCUCCUGCAGGUCGCCGCCCAUGAGUUUGGGCACGUCCUGGGCCUGCAGCACUCCCGCGAGCCGGGCGCCAUCAUGUCCGCGUACUACUCCUUCUCCUACCCGCUGAGGCUGAGCGACGACGACAAGCAGGGCAUCCAGUACCUGUACGGGGCUCACCCUCAGGUGCUGCCCUCGCCUCCUCCCCCGCCGCCGCCACCGCCGGCAAACCCAGAGACCAACGAGAUCGUCACGAGUGUGAGUGGAUCCAAACGUUCAAACACAGGGGGGCUUUGUGGGAGGAUUUAAGGUGUUGGAGUUUAAAAUGACACUUAAGCUAAAAAUAACGACUUCUUUUUAAACAGGAUCAAAAGAAACGAAAACUCAACAUAAGCUUCACAAACAUUUAAAUCACAUCAUCAAACGAGUCAGUCUGCAGGUUUCUGACAGGUAUCUGAGUUUGGAUCAU